AUGGAUCUAUCCUUCGAUGAUUGGUGGUUCCAUGGUAAGAUCAACAGCCCUCCUGCCGAUGGUGUAUUCAUGGAUCUCCCUGCGGGCAGUACCUUUCACGGCGAAGUGGCCUGCAACAAAGCUCUGACGUCCUUUGGUGAAGUACCCUCCAAGCAGACUGGCGAGUGGGCUUGCGAAGGAGAUGGCUCUACAGGUGGUAUUGGUGCCAUGCACACCGCCGAUGAGUGGGAAAGCAGCGACCCCCAAGAUGUCAAGGGUUGUGGUAUUGCUAUCGCAUACAAGAGCGAUGUCUCCGAUAUUCAACCCGAGGAUUUCACUGUCAUCACCGUCAAUUACACCUGUCCUUGGAAAAAGCACGUCGAUUUCCAGAUUCCAUCGGAUCUCCCUGCUUGCCCAAAAGGCGGCUGUCACUGUAUGUGGGGCUGGGUACAUGCUGCAGAUGCUGGUAGUGAGCAAAACUACUUUGUUGGGUAUCGAUGCAAUGUUACGGGUGCCACUGGUACCACUGCACUCCCUCAAGCCAACACUGCCAACAAGUGCGACUACCCCACAGAUACCUCCAACUGCACGGUUGGUGCCAAGCAGCCUCACUACUGGUUUCAAAAGGAGAGGAACAACAAUCCUCAAGGCACCUAUGACCCUCCAUUCUAUAAUGGGGCGUAUGGCUUCAUGAAUGGUGCCCAGACAGACUUGUUCGCCGCUGUCGGUAAUACCUCCACGACUUCCAGCCACUUGGCGACUUCUGCAGGAUCAACAACCAUUCUCGCUUCAGAGGUCUCUUCUGCAGCCGUCUCAUCUUCAGCCGUCUCAACUUCAGCUGUCUCCUCGACAGCGGUAUCUUCUUCGGCGUCUUCGGUCUUGGUCUCCAAUUCCUCGUCCGCAGUUCCAGCGACUGCUGCUGUAUCUUCUUUCCAGGAUUCAGUUGUCGCUCCACUUUCCGCCUCUGCAGAUGUCUCUAUCUCAGAGGUCUCCAACUCUUCGACUUCAUCCGUCGCGUCCCCCAUCACCCUUACGCGCACGAUCACAACGCACCACUCCACUGCCACUGCCAUGUCAACUGCCUCAACCUCCUCCAACUCAGCAUCCAGCUCUGUGUCCUCGUCGAUCCAAGUCGCUCCCUCUUCCAGCGCCACCGGCGUCUUGGCUGCUGCUGGCAGCAGCAAUGGUACCGUUAGCUAUGUUGCUACAGGUAAUCAGACGACUACAGCGGGCCACUGUAUGAGCAAAAGAUCGGGCAAUAGGCUGCAUCGGGUUCGGGACGGUAGGAGAAGGAGCAGAGUCCUCCGUCGGGCUGUUGGCGGGGCCAAGGUCUGA
Messenger RNA from Cryptococcus wingfieldii CBS 7118, 1314 nucleotides. RefSeq lists its product as hypothetical. The record is from RefSeq and is a predicted model, not a curated record. The transcript has 8 exons. The coding region runs from base 1 to 1314 and encodes 437 amino acids. NCBI's taxonomy places the organism in Eukaryota, Fungi, Basidiomycota, Tremellomycetes, Tremellales, Cryptococcaceae.